Molecule: messenger RNA, 1169 nt
Organism: Labeo rohita (rohu)
Lineage: Eukaryota; Metazoa; Chordata; Actinopteri; Cypriniformes; Cyprinidae
Gene: sco1
Product: protein SCO1 homolog, mitochondrial
Exons: 7
Coding region: 44-967 (307 amino acids)
Biological process (GO): mitochondrial respiratory chain complex IV assembly
Source: RefSeq, a predicted model, not a curated record
GUUAGUUUGUGUAAACCGCCAGUCAGUUCCGCGUUGAGGAAGCAUGAUGUUAACUCGCAGCACUUUGGGUUUAACAGGAGUAACGUUAAUUAGUUUAAAGAGUUUAAGAUGUCAGACGUUCAGAUCAAUAUGUGUCAGUAAAUGUUAUAAUGUCCAAAGUCCCUGCAGUGUGUCAAGAUCAGCGCACGCAUGUGCAGUGCUGUCACAAACCAACACACUGUUUAGGAUGUGUAGGACAGCACCGUGUGUGUCUUUUCUAAACAUACGACCACUGUCCACUCUACCUCCACCACCUUCAUCAAAAAAAGACAAAUCCAGCAACAAGAAGAGCGGCCCAGUUACAUGGAAGUCUCUUGCUAUCACAUUUGCUUUGGGAGGAGGUCUACUUCUAGGGAUGAAAUACUUCAAGAGAGAAAAAGAGGAAAUGAUUGAGAAAGAAAGAACAAAGUCGAUGGGAAAAGCAGCACUUGGAGGACCAUUCUCACUCGUCGACCACAACAAUAAACCCACAAAGAGUGAAGAUUUCCUCGGCCAGUGGCUGCUGAUCUAUUUCGGUUUCACACACUGUCCAGACAUCUGUCCUGAUGAACUGGAGAAAAUGAUUGAGGCUGUUGAUGAGAUCGAUCGAAUAAAAACACUUCCAGACAUAACACCAAUCCUCAUCACCAUCGAUCCUGAUAGAGACACACCAGAAGCACUGGCAGCUUAUGUCAAAGAGUUUUCCCCCAAGCUGAUUGGUCUGACAGGCACAACUCCCCAGAUCGAGCAAGUCUCCAGAGCCUACAGAGUGUACUACAGCCAGGGCCCGAAAGAUGAAGACAACGACUACAUUGUUGAUCACACCAUCAUAAUGUACCUGGUGGGACCUGAUGGCCAGUUUCUUGAGUAUUUUGGACAGAACAAGAAAUCUGCUGAGAUCUCAUCAUCCAUCGCUUCCCACAUGAGGAAAUACAAACAUGGAAAAUGAGGCAUUGCUUCAGCACAUUUGAGUGCUUAUUUCUGUCUCAAAACACCAUCAUUACUCUGUGAAAUGGGUUAUAUUUAUUUGAAGUGUAAUUCUAAUUAAGAAAUCAAAAACUUUUGCAACAUUCCCCAUUUCUUUACAGUCCAACACAGUAACAUCUAUUGGACUUUGUUUCUAGUUAUUCUGCUCCAAUAAAGUGUGAUUU